Molecule: messenger RNA, 3196 nt
Organism: Fundulus heteroclitus (mummichog)
Lineage: Eukaryota; Metazoa; Chordata; Actinopteri; Cyprinodontiformes; Fundulidae
Product: serine/threonine-protein kinase 26-like
Exons: 13
Coding region: 1-1260 (419 amino acids)
Biological process (GO): protein phosphorylation
Molecular function (GO): ATP binding; protein kinase activity
Source: RefSeq, a predicted model, not a curated record
AUGACGGCACGAGUAGCUGCUGUGUUGGCUGGAGUUUUAGCAACACAACUGGCAGCUGCUGGUGAUGGCAAAAGUACCCAGAUUGAUCCGGAGGAGCUGUUCACUAAAUUGGAUCGAAUCGGGAAAGGAUCGUUCGGAGAGGUUUUCAAAGGCAUCGACAAUCGCAGCCAGAGCGUGGUGGCCAUCAAGACCAUCGAUCUGGAGGAGGCGGAAGAUGAGAUCGAGGACAUCCAGCAGGAGAUCACCGUGCUCAGCCAGUGCGACAGCCCGUACAUCACCAAGUACUUCGGCUCCUUCCUGAAGGGCAGCAAACUGUGGAUCAUCAUGGAGUACCUGGGAGGCGGCUCGGCGCUGGACUUGCUGAAGGCCGGCCCGUUCGACGAGGCGCAGAUCGCCACCAUGCUGAAGGAGAUCCUGAAGGGGCUCGACUACCUUCACACGGAGAAGAAGAUCCACAGAGACAUCAAAGCCGCCAACGUCCUGCUGUCCGAGCACGGCGAGGUGAAGCUGGCCGACUUCGGCGUGGCGGGCCAGCUCACCGACACGCAGAUCAAGAGGGAGACCUUCGUGGGGACGCCCUUCUGGAUGGCGCCGGAGGUCAUCCAGCAGUCGGCGUACGACUCAAAGGCGGACAUCUGGUCUCUGGGCAUCACCGCCAUCGAGCUCGCCAAAGGAGAGCCUCCCAACUCCGACAUGCACCCGAUGAGAGUGCUCUUCCACAUUCCCAAAUCUCCUCCUCCGAUCCUGACGGGAGAUUUCUCAAAGAGCUUCAAGGAGUUUACGGAGGCCUGCCUCAACAAGGACCCCUCCUUUCGUCCCACAGCCAAGGAGCUGCUCAAACACAAGUUCAUCGUCAAGCACUGCAAGAAGACGUCCUACCUCAGCGAGCUGAUCGACCGGUACCGGCGGUGGAGGGAGGCGGGCCACAGCGACAGCAGCUCCGACGACUCGGACAGCGAAUCCAGCAACAAAGAGAACAGCGAGUCUCCCGAGUGGUCGUUCACCACGGUGCGGAAGAAGAAGCCGGAGGGCAGGAAGGUUCUCAACGGGACGAGCCAGGACCAGCUGAGUAAAUCCUCCAGUUUGUCCACAAUCAUCGCUCCCAUCUUCUCUGAGCUGAAGCUGCAGCACAAGGAGCAAUCUGAGCAGAGGCAGGCGAUCGAAGAGCUGGAGAGGAACAUUCAGGUGGCUGAGAAAGUGUGUCCGGGCAUCACGGACCGGAUGGUCACGCACAUCAUCGCCAGAUAUACAACAAACUGAUAUACGGACAGCCGGAUGGAUGGAUUAAUUAAAGGAAAGUAGGAAGAGACUGUCUCCCUGUGCGGAGACGAAUGAUGAAAACGGAGACGAUUCGCAGUGCGAUGUCUCCUCCUUGUACACACUUCUCAACACACACUAAUAAUGUAAUAUAUACACUAUGUUUUAUAUAUUUACUGCUGCUGAUUGAGGACAUGUUACCCCCUUCUAGUUUAAUUUGAAAUACAGAUGUUUUUUGGUCUUUUUUUGGGUGGGGAGGGGGGGGGUAUAGAAAUAUGCAGAUUUAUGAAAAUACCAUCAUGUGCCUUACAUUUUUUUUAAAUCAUUUUCUAGCAAGACUUUCCCUUUUUUCAACAAUUCCUUUUUCAACAAAACUAGAAAUACAACACAGAAGACGGUUCUUGUCCUUCAGUAGCAGUAGCCUUUUUGUUUUCCUGACUUGCUUUAAGUUUGUAAAUGUCUGUAUGUUUGUUCAGUAGCACUUGGGACAGAUCUUAUGCCAAUACAUUUGUCUUGAGUUCUCAGUAAUGCUGUUUAAUUGCAGUUCCCUAAACUAAAACUCAGUCAAGGUCAGAAUAACCCAUGUUAUUAACCUCAGUUUUCACAACGAAGAUCAAAAUAUGUCCUAAAUUAGCCAUUUGCCAUUCAAGCUGUCCUAAACAUUUUGAAAUUUGUGAGUUUUAUGUUCAUCUUUUCCCAGGGAGAGUCCAAUUUAAAAAUUCAUCAGGGUUAAAAAUCCAAUCAUUUUUGAGAGCUAAUGGAAACUAGCUGAGCUAGGCAGCUAGCAGAAUGCUAGCUAGCUAAUGUAGCCUCUCAAGCUAUCUGGUAAAUGGGCUAAUGUAGACAAAGUGAAAACUCUUGAUGUUUUAAAACAUUCCAAAACAAUAUUGUUUCAAUAUAUUUGGUCAAUUUGAUCCUAUGGCUUACAACAGAAACUGUCCAAAAAGGAAGAAAGAAAACAAAGAUAUUAAAGCUAAAUGCACAAAAACAAACUAGGCUUGUUCUGCUAAAAUAUUUUAGAAUUUUUGAGACAGUUUUAUGUCCAGGUUUUUUUUUUCAGGGAGAGCCAUAUUUGACAACCGAUCAGGGUUAUGAGUGAAGCCAACUAAAACUAGCCGAGCUAGGCAGCUAGUGGCUUGCUACAGAUUGCUAAGUAGCUUAAUUAGCCUCUUAAGCUAACUAGUAAAUUUGUAUUACUGUAAAUGAAGUAAAAAUAUGUAGGUACAAAUCCCGAUUUGUUUUUUUUUUUACAUAUAUAUAUUUUUGGCUUAUUUUUGCUUAGUUCUUUUGUGUUUGCUUUAGGUUGUGUACAAUUAUUUUACUGUGAAAGCUUUUUUGAUUUGUCUUAUUCAGGAGGUUAUUUAGAAAGAAAUGUCUUCCAAAGUCAGACUUUCAGUGUGUACAGAGUUUGGAUAAUCGCUGUUGAGAAAUGUUGUCAGAAAGUUAUACACUAUUCGUUGUGUUAAAUAUUUAUCAUUUUCCCCGAGGAUAGUGCUGGGAACUGUAAUUAAACGUAUUACUGACUGUUUGUACCAAAGACACUAUAAGGCUUGGUCUCUGUAAAUUUGCUUCUUUUUAUAUACGUAUAUAUGCAUCAUAAGGGAUUUAACAAUGCUUGUUAAAGGGGGAAUUGUAAAAUUUCAGAUGUAAGAUUUUACAUUAACAUAGUUUUUUUUUGUAGCUGGACUUUAGAGUUUUAUGAAUAAAUAUUUAAACCUGAUUGGGGGGAAAAAACUGUGUUUUACCUCUUUUUGGAUGCCUUAAACUGCCAAGGUAGUAGGUGGUUCAUGUAAAUAUAUUUUAUUGCCUUAUUUUAAUAGCCGAUACCCAUCCGUUUUUGGGACAGAAAUUAUGUUAGAAAACAUUCAAUAUCAUUUGGGUUCACAGUAAUGCUGUUGAUGGAAAAUUGUUCACUUGGAGCAUAAAAACCACUUGUUGA